AUGGUAUGGUACAUCAGUAAUAAGACUGAAAACAAGAUACCUCGAUUAUUCGAACAACCUCUACCAAAAGACACCUCAGUAGUCUUGGCUAGUUGCUUGUACUUCAAAUCAGCCUGGCUACAGAAAUUCAAACAUGAUCAAACUAAAGCGGAAACUUUCCGAACAGACAAAGGCAACGUGACAAUACAAAUGAUGCACGCUUUACUAAUCAAGCCAGGAUACGUCUACGUACCAUCACUAGGAAUACAAGUUGUCCAGCUAAGAUAUAUCGAUGAUGCAUUUUCUAUGUUUAUAGGGCUGCCUGAUGAAAAUCAACGCCUAAAAAAUGUUUUGCAUAAUCUGACCUCCGAUAAGAUACACGAAAUAAUUGGUGAAGCCGUUGAAAGCCAACAUUAUUACGAGGUAGAUUUAAAAUUGCCUAAAACAGCUUUCAAAUGGUAUAAAUCUGUUAAAAACGAGCUCAUUAAACUCGGACUCCAAAAAGAAAUUUGGGAGUCGCCCGAUUUCAGUAACAUGUUCGACCAGAGCAAUAUAAAAAUUAAUGAUAUUGGUCACGGCACUGAUAUUAACAUAAACGAAGAGGGCACCGAAGCUAGUGCCGUUUCGGACGUGGUACCUUGGAUAUACGCAAGAAUGAAGAUCGUAGAGACAGUCCAUGUGAAUAGACCUUUCUUCUUUUUCAUUUAUAAUCAUAAUAUUCACACGAUCCUAUUCUUUGGUACCGUGUUUGAUCCGAAUAGUGCUAAAUAG
Messenger RNA from Planococcus citri (citrus mealybug), 750 nucleotides. Its product is annotated as intracellular coagulation inhibitor 2-like. The transcript has 3 exons. Bases 1 to 750 code for a protein of 249 amino acids. Gene Ontology annotation, molecular function: serine-type endopeptidase inhibitor activity. The record is from RefSeq and is a predicted model, not a curated record. NCBI's taxonomy places the organism in Eukaryota, Metazoa, Arthropoda, Insecta, Hemiptera, Pseudococcidae.